Molecule: messenger RNA, 1539 nt
Organism: Arachis stenosperma
Lineage: Eukaryota; Viridiplantae; Streptophyta; Magnoliopsida; Fabales; Fabaceae
Product: transcription factor TCP9
Exons: 1
Coding region: 126-1139 (337 amino acids)
Cellular component (GO): nucleus
Molecular function (GO): sequence-specific DNA binding; DNA-binding transcription factor activity
Source: RefSeq, a predicted model, not a curated record
ACUUUGCACUCUUCCAUUCUAAAACCCAACUCCAACAAAAUCUCACACAAAACACCUUCCUCCUCAUUAUCCUCAAGAGAUUUUCCACCUCCUACGUUUCUCUUUCUUCUCAACAUUUCAAUUCUAUGGCUUCCGAACCUUCCAGAAACAUUGAUCUCACGCUUGGAGAGCCCAAGGGGCCCAAGGAGGAGCCCGACACGGAGGACGCCUCGCCGUCAACGUCUCCGCCAUCGGCCAUACGCGUCAUGCCGGUGGCAGUGCACAUGCCGUCCAUGUCCAUGAACAAGGCCUUAGUCCAAGCCCAAGCCCAGGCCCAUCCAACUCAAAAGAGAGCCUCCACGAAGGACAGGCACACCAAGGUGGAGGGACGCGGCAGGAGAAUCCGAAUGCCUGCCACGUGUGCGGCCCGGAUCUUCCAGCUCACCCGGGAGCUCGGCCACAAGUCCGACGGAGAAACCAUCCGAUGGCUUCUCGAGCACGCCGAGCCGGCAAUCAUCGCCGCCACCGGAACCGGCACCGUCCCCGCCAUCGCCAUGUCUGUCAACGGAACACUUAAGAUCCCAACAACCAAACCACUGUCAGGAUCCGACCCGGAACCGGGAGACCCGCCCUGCAAGAAGAAGCGCAAAAGACCCGCCAAUAGCGCCUACGUGGAUGUUAACGAAAGCGCUGUUUCAGUCUCCGCAGGCCUGACGGUUACAACAAAUUCCGUAACUAACACCCUAACAAACUCCACAACCUCCUCCGCCACUCACAUAACAAACUCUGUAACGGCCGCUAUAAUACCGCAGCAAACCGCUAUUGCCUUACCGCAAAACGCGGUACCUGCCAUGUGGACGGCGAUUCCGUCCAACGCUUUCUUCGUCGUGCCUUCCGUGGCGGCGGCGGCGGGGCCUUCCAACGCGCCGCAAUUCUUCACAUUCGCACGUCCGAUUUCGGCGUUUGUUUCGUCGGUGAUGACGCCGGUUCAAAUUCAACCGGCCGGUUCGACUGCUCCGUCGUCGAAAUCUCCGCCAAGAGCGACGGUUAUGGCGCCGAGCAGUGCAACUACGACAACGCACACGCUGAGGGAUUUCUCACUGGAGAUUUACGAUAAGCAGGAGCUUCAGUUCAUGUCGAAGUCUAGUUCAAAGCAUUGAGACAGGCUUUGUGAAUUGCCCUUUCUUGUUUCGCCAUUGAUGGGAGGAAAGAAGGGAAGGGAAGGGCGAGGUCGGAGCGCGAAGAGGAAGAGCACGUGCGCACGUGAGGUUAGGGGAUUGAAAAUGGCGGGGACCACGUGCGUGGGGGUGUGGGUCAACAUGAAAAGUGGGGGGUCCCACUUUGUGUGUUGGGGUGUGCUGCUGCGUGGACCGUGCAAGAGAGGGUACCACUACUGCUUCGUCUUCUACAGUUCUACUACUACCCUUUCCUUUCUUAGCCAUUCGAUUUUUUAACCUCCUUGUAUAUUAUUAUUGCCUAUCAAUUUUAGGACCGUAAAAUGUAUAAUUUUUAAUUAUUAUUUAAUAAAAAUAAAUCAGUUAGGUAAACCAAUUUUCUAAU